AUGUCGGCCCUGAUGAUGCGAGCCGCAGUCGACGCCAUGGCUGGACCCACCUCGAUGCUGUCUGGGCCUGCAACGCCAACCGCGUCGCUCAGCUCCACCGCCUCGGCCUCAGCCUCGGCCUCGCCCCUGCCAGCGCCCGACGCCGAGCAGCUGGAACGCUUCUCGUCGCUCGCCAUCUUCCUCGUCCUCACCCUCCUCAUCCUCUCGUUCUGCACGUCCUACUACCUCAGGGUCAAGCGCAUCACCGCGGUCCACGAGACCAUCGUCGGCCUGUUCGCCGGCAUGUUUGUCGGCCUCUGCCUCCGCGUCGGCCCGGGCGAGCAGGUGCAAAAGAUGCUCAGCUUCAGCAACACCAUCAUGCUCAACGUCCUCCUACCGCCCAUCAUCCUCGCCAGCGGAUACGAUCUCAGGCAGGAAAACUUCUUUCGCAACUUUGGAACCAUCCUGAUAUUCGCCUUCGCCGGCACCUUUAUCAGCGCCGUCGUCGUAGGCGUCAUCGUCUACAUCUGGUCGCUGCUCCAUCUCGAGUCGAUCUCGCUCUCGCUCCUCGAGUGCCUCAUUUUCGGCUCGACGCUCAGCGCCACGGAUCCCGUCACCAUCCUGGCCAUCUUCAACACGUACAAGGUCGACCCCAAGCUCUACUCGAUCAUCUUUGGCGAGAGCCUGCUCAAUGAUGCCGUGUCGAUCGUCAUGUUUGACACCCUCAACACGUUCCGCGGCAAGGAGAUCUUCAUCUCCUCGAUCUUCCACGGAGUCGGUCUCUUCCUCUUCGUCUUCACGUUCUCGAUGCUGCUCGGCGUCUGCUUCGGGCUCGGCUGCUCGCUGCUGCUCAAGCACUCGCGCCUCAGCUCGUACCCGCAGCUCGAGACCUGCCUCAUCGCCCUGAUCGCCUACACCAGCUACUUUUUCAGCAACGGCGUCACCAUGAGCGGCAUCGUCUCUCUCCUCUUCUGCGGCAUCACGCUCAAGCACUACGCCUACCACAACAUGUCGCGAAGGACGCAGCGAGCGACGCGGUACACCUUCCAGACGCUGGCCAACCUUUCCGAAAACUUCAUCUUCAUCUACCUCGGUCUCAGCCUCUUCACCCAGGAGAUCCUCGUCUACAAGCCGCUCUUUAUCAUCGUCACGGUGCUGGCCGUCGUCGUGUCGCGCUACUGCGCCGUCUUCCCGAUCGCCAGCGCCAUCAACGGGAUCAAGCGGGCGCGCAACCGGCGCCGAGCCUCGCGGGUGGGCGGAGGAGGCCCGCCGCGAUCCAACGGCAGCGACGAGGAGCUGCCGAGGGAGUACCAGAUGAUGCUCUUCUGGGCGGGCCUGCGCGGCGCCGUCGGCUUCGCGCUGUCGGCGAGCAUCGAGGGCCAGAAUGCCAUCGCGCUGCAGACGACGGUGCUCGUCGCCGUCGUCAUCACGGUCAUCGUGUUUGGAGGCACGACGGCGCAGAUGCUCGAGAUCCUCGGCAUCCGCACGGGCGUCCAGGACGACGAGGGCGACUCGGACGACGAAGAGGACGAGGACGACGCGAUGCGACUCCGCGGCGUCCGCAGGCGCUCGGAGUACAUGGACUCGAACGGCAUCCGCCACCGCAGCGGCAGCUCGCGAAGCGGAGCGGGGUCAGCAGGCGGAGCCGGAUUGCGGUCCGACGGGCCAGGCUCGGCCAAGUGGAAGACGGGCAGCACCGCCAACCUGGCGCGAGGCUAUCGGGACGGCAGCGAGGCGUCCAGCCCGCGUCACUCGUUUGGCGGCGGCCGGUCCGGCACGACGGCCCGCAGCGCAAGAGGUUUCGGCGACGACCUGCCGCAGGACGACGAAGACGACAGCAUCGUCGACCAUCUCACCUCGCUGUCGCCGGAUCGACUGCCCUCGCGCAGCAGCACACCAGGCCUGGGACGGGGCGGCUCAUCGCUGCGACCGUCGCCGACGGUCAACACGACGUCGAUUCCAUCGCUGAGCGAGAUUCGCAAGGCCGUCAUGGAUCUGAGCAGCGGCCACGGCGAUGGCAACGAGGGCUCGACGGCGGCGGGUGGGGUGAGCUCUUCGCCCGCCAAGCAGCUGCUGGACCGGGCCGGUCUGGUGAUGAAGGACGGCCAGUGGUUCCAGACCAUCGACCAAAAGUACCUGCUGCCCCUCUUUAGCAACUCGGUGGCAUCGAGGCGGCACGAGGAGAAAAAGGUGGCCAGGUUGGCGGCGCGCGGUACGUGGCGCGGGUUCGGCGAGGCCGGCGAGCUCGACGGCAUGGAAGGAUCCUCGGGUGACUGGGCAGAGGGAGGCGCCGACGAAGCCGACAUGUACCCCGCCGAACGGGAUGCCGAGAUCGUCGACGACGACGACGACGACGAAGAUGAGGAGGGGGCAGGGGGUGAGGUCGUCUUCGAUGCGAGCGGCUACAAUGGCAGGCCGAGCUCCAGCGGCCAGCAGACGCCCGUCAGGAGGACGUUGAGCAAGGACGCCGAUGGCUUCGCCCACCUGCGAUCGGCAGGCGCAGCAGGAGGCAGCGGCGGUGGCCUCUAA
Pseudozyma flocculosa PF-1 is the source of this 2508-nucleotide messenger RNA. RefSeq lists its product as uncharacterized. Gene Ontology annotation, molecular function: sodium:proton antiporter activity. Gene Ontology annotation, cellular component: late endosome; early endosome; fungal-type vacuole membrane. The coding region runs from base 1 to 2508 and encodes 835 amino acids. Lineage: Eukaryota; Fungi; Basidiomycota; Ustilaginomycetes; Ustilaginales; Ustilaginaceae. The transcript is spliced from 4 exons. Gene Ontology annotation, biological process: sodium ion transport; vacuolar acidification; proton transmembrane transport. The record is from RefSeq and is a predicted model, not a curated record.